Messenger RNA from Macroventuria anomochaeta, 2691 nucleotides. RefSeq lists its product as uncharacterized. The coding region runs from base 1 to 2691 and encodes 896 amino acids. The transcript has 3 exons. Gene Ontology annotation, biological process: DNA repair. Lineage: Eukaryota; Fungi; Ascomycota; Dothideomycetes; Pleosporales; Didymellaceae. The record is from RefSeq and is a predicted model, not a curated record.
AUGUCCUUUACAGGGUCAUUUAGUCACCGACAGAAGAGCAGUGACAACAACGAUUCACAAGCCUCUCAAGAGCAGAAUCAAAGCAUUGUUGAGAACCACAGCUUCCGAGACCAUGAUGCAGAGACCUUUGCGCAACCACAGCCAGAGCCAAUACUCGCAGAUAGCCAGGACUUGUACUCCUCUCAAAUUGGCUCGGAUGAUGAUACUACAAACUCACACGCGGCAACUCACUUGCGGGAGCACCUUCAGGUAAGCGGCAGCUCGAUGCGUGAGCGAUUCAGCACGUUUGGGUGGAUCUCGAGACAAGAUCAACAAAGAUCAUUCGCAGCCCUGACACCUGAGACAUCACCACGAAGACAGCCACAUUCCCAGGACGAUGCUCCGAUAGUGCAGAAUGAUACUGCGACCAAUAACGACUCAUGGCAGACUCAACCUACGUUACCUUGGUGCCCGCCGUGGAACGCUCCAUCACCCGGAGGUACGCAGCAAGCACCAAUAUUCACUGAUGUAUCCUUCCAUGCAUCACAAGCAACGACAAUCGAUGAGGACCCGAUGGACCUACCGCCUUGUAAUGGAAGCCCGACACUGAGCCAGCAAGCUCUCCACGACAUUGCUGACCGACUAUUCGCGCAUCGCACUUUUGGGCCGCCAAAACCAGAGCCUGUCGGUCAGCCAUCGGUUUGGGCUGAUGCACGCAUGGAUCUCUGCGAGACUCUGCACUACUUCCGCAGCUAUCAGAGCGCUUGCCACUCCACUGGCGGUUUCGUUAGAGGUUUCAUGUUUGAUAAAGUCGCCCACCCUCGUGACUACAUCGACAGCAACGUAGUCAUUGCACGUGCGGGUGGCGGCCAAGUCAAAGACAAAGACUCUGGCGAGAUGAAAGCCAGUGGCGAUCAGGUCGAGGGCACUACCUCGCAGAAUUUGAAAAACUGUAUGAGCCACUACAACCCAGUGGUGAUCAUCACGGGAAUCGACAACCCACACAUGCCAUCACAGCCUCCGCACCAGUACUGCGUCUUGGACUACUUCAAACCCACCCACACUUGGGUGGAGAAGAGUGGAAACAGCAAGAUCGUGCGAUAUCGUUUCGAGAAACUGAACGCAAGGAAGGAUUCUUGGUGGCGUCCAAUAGACGUCGAAGAUCCUGUCGAACUUGGCUCCUUCUCACCACCAUUCAUCAAGUCUUGUGGCACCUGUGCGCGCGAGUCACUGCAGAUCUAUCUGAAUGGCUGGAUGUGCCUCCAGCCAACCUGCGGGUUGUUCUGGUUAAUCCUCCCGUCCAGCCCCGACUCUCCUCGAGGAAGUGAACCAUUCGAGCCCGACGAAGCAUCUCUAGUCUACGAUCCGCGCUUCCUCAAAGUCCACACACCCUGGCCCAACGACGACCACGAGUAUCCAUUGACCUCCAAUGAUGCCAUGCUAUCUAGUCAUGCCGUUCCAGGCGAAGACACUUCAGAAGCGUUCAUCAGAGGCGCGGUAUGCCCCUUAUGCGGGCGCUGCAACUCCCGCAUAAGCUGGACGGGGUGGGAAUGCCCAUGCGGCUGGACAAAAACACCACCCCACACCCUCAUCCCCGCGCUCUCCCUCCGCGAGCCCCUCUGGCCACUGACGCACAACUACACACCCUCGCGCGACACACACUCCCCCCUCGUCAAAGUCUUCGUCUCCUUCGCACACAACUACCGCAUAAACCGGUACUCUCUCCCCGGCAUCAGCGGCUUCAUAAUACACAUGGUCGCCAACCGCACCGUGGUCUCGGAACCUGGCGGUCCGGACGCCAUGUUCGAAGAAUUGCAACGCGUCGACAUUGGACUGCGCCGGCGGAUGAUAGAGAACAGGCAGCUCAAGGGCGGAACAUACACGCGCAACUUCCUCGUCAACUACGGUAUGCCGUACAAAUUCAUCGCCGCGACAGCCUCGCACUCCUUCCCGCCCUCCUCACACCCCAUCACCGCGGCACGUUCGCGCUUGAGCUGGGCGGCUAGAUAUCUGUUAUCCCACCCCCCUUCCACUCCACCAUCUCCUUCCUCUGAUGAUGAUGCAAUGUCAACCUCCACGACCUCCACCUCUUUUCACCCCUCCUUCGCACUGAGAGAGUUCGAGGAGAAGGAGUUCAAUGAAGUCCUCGCUCUCGGCUACUUCGAAUCGCAGCGCGUCUCGUACCACGACGACGGCGAAUUAGGUCUCGGGCCCACUAUCGCAACGAUCUCGCUUGGCGCACCGGGGACUAUGCGGAUCCGUCUCAAGGCGAAACACCACCUCGGCGUGUCCAAGGCGGGCGUGUAUACUGAUGCCGUACCAUUACCAGGCUGUUGCAAAUUUGAGGAGAGGAUGGCGCGGGUUGACGAGCUGCGCGACCUCAGAGCUACGGUUAGUUCGGGGCAGUAUAGGAACAGGUUAAAGCAGCUGCCCAAAGAGCUCGACCUCAAGACAUCAGGCAACGCCAGCGACGCUCUCACGAUGAAACUCGGGCACGGCGAUAUCAUCAUCAUGCACGGUGUGGAGAUGCAGAAGUACUACGAGCACUCUGUCGACCAUAGCGGAAAGUUGCGCUUCGCGCUAACAUGUCGGUAUAUCGACCCCGACUCUUUGUGCGAGAGCGAAAAGCCAAGGUAUCCAGUCGAGCCGGAUAAUGAAGGGUACGACGGCGCCGCUUGGACGUUGGAGGACGAGCAAGAGGGGAGCCUAUAA